This is a messenger RNA of Paramacrobiotus metropolitanus, 614 nucleotides long. Its product is annotated as KN motif and ankyrin repeat domain-containing protein 1-like. The record is from RefSeq and is a predicted model, not a curated record. Gene Ontology annotation, molecular function: protein binding. Gene Ontology annotation, biological process: negative regulation of actin filament polymerization. Gene Ontology annotation, cellular component: cytoplasm; cytoskeleton. NCBI's taxonomy places the organism in Eukaryota, Metazoa, Tardigrada, Eutardigrada, Parachela, Macrobiotidae. Bases 80 to 553 code for a protein of 157 amino acids. The transcript has 5 exons.
CGCUGGCGCAUCUGGCCACCAACACCGACCAGCUGGUCGCUCUUCAAACUCGGCGACGUCAACCGCAAAGCGCACCAGCAUGGACAAAGGCGCUGAUGCUGGCGGUGAGUCAUGGUCGGUUAGACACGGUGCGGCUGCUGCCGGAGCGGACGUUAACAUCCAGGACGACGACGGCUCGACGGCGCUGAUGUGCGCCAGCGAGCACGGACACCUGGAGAUCGUCCGGUUGUUGUUAGGCCAUCCGGACACCGACGCCCAUCUCACUGAUAAGGAUGGGAUGUGUGCCCUGUACGUGGCGCUGGAGGCGCAGCACAAGGACAUCGCGGCGCUGAUCUACGCCCGCACCACCCUCGGACCGGGCGACAGUCUGUCGCAUUCACGGCCAUCCACGGCGUCCGUGUCGUCAUCGUCGUCCGGCGAACCACAUGAAGUGUCCAGGAUUCCGCGCUCCCCAACUGCGCCGAAACGCAACACGAACGGCAACGGUCACGCCGCGGAGACGAGCCGGGUCGGCUUCGCGCGGAAACUGAACCACACCACGUCCACCAUGUGAAACGAGUGGGCGUGGCUGCUUGGGAAAACAGAGUAUUUUCUCCUGCUUUUUAUGUUUUCGU